AUUGAGAGGAUUCUCCAAGCUUUCUCCAUUCACCUUCAUCGAAGACUGGCAUUCUGGAAUUAAGAGCACCUAUUUAUUCUUCACUUUUGCAGUCCCUGCUAUCUUCUGAGGGAAACAAGGAGGCACCUUCUUCACUUUCAUCAGCUUUUGUCUUUCUCCCUGCAGAACACAGCCUUCUAACAAGAUGAAACCUGCCUUCUUUCUCCUGCUCAUCCUCAUCCCCCUUCUAGCACUGAUGUCCCCUGGCCAUGCUGACUGCGCCUUAGACUCCAUUGUGGACAAGAAAAUAAAGGAAUCUCUUACCUCAUUAGAGCUUGGAUUUCAGGCUCUCCUUUCUUGUACAAGUGUGACCACUAGAGGCACACUGGCCACUUGCCCAGCAGGGUUUAUAGUCACUGGCUGUGCCUGUGGUUAUGGCUGUGGCUCCUGGAAUGUUCGAGGGGACAACGUAUGCCAUUGUCAGUGCUCAGGCAUGGACUGGACCAGUGCUCGUUGCUGCCAAUUUUCCAAAUGAGAGGAAAGUGGGAACAUGGCCAGGCUUGACCUUGAUUUGCUGACCUUGAAUAAAAUCAUGAUCCCACAAUUCAA
Monodelphis domestica (gray short-tailed opossum) is the source of this 588-nucleotide messenger RNA. RefSeq names its product resistin-like beta. Gene Ontology annotation, cellular component: extracellular region. The record is from RefSeq and is a predicted model, not a curated record. NCBI's taxonomy places the organism in Eukaryota, Metazoa, Chordata, Mammalia, Didelphimorphia, Didelphidae. Gene Ontology annotation, molecular function: hormone activity.